UCUCGUAGUUCUAAGUUGAUUAAGUGCCAUUUUUUCAGCAAUAGCUGCGCCUGCAGUGUAACAAACAUACCUGAAAGGUUUCAUUCUUCUGGUUGUAGAUGGAUGGUGAUAGCUCCACAACGGAUGCUUCUCAGUUAGGAAUUGCUGGGGAUUACAUUGGUGGCAGUCACUAUGUGAUACAGCCUCACGAUGACACAGAGGACAGCAUCAAUGAUCACGAAGAUACAAAUGGCUCAAAAGAGAGUUUUAGAGAACAAGAUAUAUAUCUUCCAAUUGCAAAUGUGGCGAGGAUAAUGAAGAAUGCCAUACCCCAAACAGGAAAGAUUGCUAAGGAUGCAAAGGAAUGCGUGCAAGAGUGUGUAAGUGAAUUCAUCAGCUUUAUAACGUCAGAAGCAAGUGAGAGGUGUCAUCAAGAGAAAAGAAAGACCAUCAAUGGAGAGGAUAUUCUCUUUGCCAUGUCUACCUUAGGAUUUGAUAGCUAUGUUGAACCGCUGAAGUUAUACCUCCAAAAAUUCAGAGAGGCAAUGAAAGGGGAAAAGGGAAUUGGGGGAACAGUGACAACUGGAGAUGGUCUAAGUGAGGAGCUCACAGAGGAAGCGUUUACCAACCAGUUGCCAGCGGGCUUAAUAACUACAGACGGCCAACAGCAGAAUGUCAUGGUCUACACGACAUCGUACCAACAGAUCUCCGGUGUUCAACAAAUCCAGUUCUCAUGAUUUGAAGAAAACUUCGGAUCUGGGAACACAAGACGGAAAAGCUGUGCGACUCUAACGAAGAGGCAGUUUUAGUGACUGGUGAAGAGAUUUAUCUCUUUGUAUAUUAAAUAGCUGUAAUGUAGCUACCUGAAGCUUGACUAAUUGAGGUGUGAGUUCUGACUCCAAUCUUUUUCAUGAUGAUUUAAAAAAAAUUUAAAAAAAAACACAACAAAAAAAAUUUGGGUUUUAAAGGUAUUAAAGUAUUUUUGUUUUGUACAAGAGUUUGUUGCUCUGUAUAACUCCUGUAUGCAUUGUAUAUUGCAAUUUAUUACUGUCAGAGAUUUGUAGACAGUUUCUUAUUUUCAUAUUGAAUCAUGUUACUUUUGUAAUUCAGGUAAACAGCUGGGUUAAUUCAUGUCCACCCUUUGAAUAAAAUGGUAAGGGUAAAGUUCGUUUCGGAAUGCAAGUUGCCUUUAUUAUAAAGAUUGAGUCGGUCUUGGUUAUGUAACUUGUCUUGCAUGACAGCCUCAACUAACGUGACGUGUCGGCGUAGUCAUUGACGUGUUGAAAGGGACUUUUUCCUCGUGAGACUAGCAGCUCAGAAGAAUUGCCUCAACUGAGCGGGUUUUUUUGAUGUAACUUCAGAAUUAAAAGUUAAGCAAAACCAACCAGGGCUCUGCCACAUCUGGAGGCCGAGGGGGUAGCGGCAGCGGUGACGAAAACACUGGUGG
This is a messenger RNA of Eurypyga helias (sunbittern), 1426 nucleotides long. It is a transcript of the gene NFYB, whose product is annotated as nuclear transcription factor Y, beta. The record is from RefSeq and is a predicted model, not a curated record. Gene Ontology annotation, molecular function: protein heterodimerization activity; RNA polymerase II cis-regulatory region sequence-specific DNA binding; DNA-binding transcription activator activity, RNA polymerase II-specific. The coding region runs from base 99 to 716 and encodes 205 amino acids. Lineage: Eukaryota; Metazoa; Chordata; Aves; Eurypygiformes; Eurypygidae. The transcript has 6 exons. Gene Ontology annotation, cellular component: CCAAT-binding factor complex; nucleus. Gene Ontology annotation, biological process: regulation of transcription by RNA polymerase II.